AUGAAUAUAUUAAUUGAUGGGAAUGAUCGUACAAAGAUCGGUGAUUUUGGGCUUGCUACGCGUGAUUUUUUUAUUCGUAAAACAGCUACUGGUGAACAUGAAAAAAAUGCGUAUAAUCGGAUGACAUUUUCUGGAAGACCUUCACCUCUCAUUCGCAAUGUCUUUUACCAAAUGAAUCGAAGGCGAAAAAUCAUGAUUGCGGAUGAUGCAUUUCCAAAUGGCAUAUCAAAUCGUAGACUUGGCGAACCUUCGAAAGCAUUUUUUGUGGGUACCAGUGUUCAUCAGCCGUUCGAGGGGCCUCAGAUGCUUAUCCCUGAAGUGUUUUGA
Dracunculus medinensis (Guinea worm) is the source of this 327-nucleotide messenger RNA. The record is from the annotation of a GenBank genome assembly. NCBI's taxonomy places the organism in Eukaryota, Metazoa, Nematoda, Chromadorea, Rhabditida, Dracunculidae.